AUGAGCAUUAGAGUUGUCGAAGGAUGUUCCUCGAACGAUGUACGCAGAAGGAUUCUGUUGAAGGAUUUAGCGUUCACUGAAAUCGAAACGUUGGGUAUAGCGCAAGAGGGCGUCGAUCAGCAAAUAGAGGAUAUUGUGGCACCUCUGCCACAGGAAAAGAUUUUCCGUAUUGGACAACAGAAACGUAUACAAGGGAAGCCGAUUUCGUUGAGUUCAAGAACGACUGAUCGAACUUGUUUCAACUGUGGCCGUACGGGUCAUUACGCGGUAUCAGCUGCUUGUCCGGCAAGGGGAAAGCAAUGUCGCAAUUGCAAGAGCUACGGGCAUUUCGAGAAGCUGUGUCGGAAGGCAAAAAGACUGAUGGAAAAAGACUCCGGGAAACAAGUUCGAACAGUGGACGAGAUGCCACAAGCGGAAGUACCCACAUUGAUCGAAAAGCACAACGACGAAACGAAAGUGUAUUAUGCAUUCUAUUCAGGAAACGAAUCGAAUGUCAUUAAAUGCAUACUUGGUGGAGUCCACAUUGAAAUGUUCGUUGACUCGGGGGCAGACGCUAAUCUUAUCAGUGGAAAGAUGUGGUCAAAACUGAAGGACGACAAAACGGAGGCCAGCGUUGCUUGCUUGGUGACAAAACAGCAAAACAACGGAGUAUUGAAGGUUGGGUUAAACAUCAGUACUGUAGAGGCUAAUCCAUUUUCAAUAAUCAAGGGAGUAAAAGCGCACAUUCGUAUUGAUCCCACAGCAGUUCCAUUAUUCCAACCGAUGCGCAGAGUUCCGAUUCCGUUAGAGGAAGCUGUUGGAAGAAAACUGGAUGAUAUGUUGAGAGGUGAUAUCAUCGAGUUGGCAAGGCAAACGGAGUGUUUGGAUUUACGCAGAGUAAACGAAGCGGUUCUAAGGGAACACCAUCCGAUGCCAUUUAUUGACGAUUACCUGGCGAAAAUUGGUAGAGGGUGCGUUUGGAGCAAACUCGACAUAAAGGAGGCGUUUCUCCAAGUGGAACUUGAUGAAGCAUCCCGGGACGCAACAACAUUUAUUACCAGUCGCGGACUAUACCGUUUCAAACGAUUGUCAUUCGGCCUGGUAACAGCCCCAGAGUUGUUUCAGAAAUCAAUGGACGAGAUUCUCGUCGGGUGUGAGGGCACUUUUUGGUAUAUCGACGAUGUGAUUGUCGAAGGGAAAACACUGGAAGAGCACGAUAAGCGCCUAGAUAAGGUACUGUAA
Topomyia yanbarensis is the source of this 1221-nucleotide messenger RNA. RefSeq lists its product as uncharacterized. Gene Ontology annotation, molecular function: nucleic acid binding; zinc ion binding. Bases 1 to 1221 code for a protein of 406 amino acids. The record is from RefSeq and is a predicted model, not a curated record. The transcript is spliced from 4 exons. NCBI's taxonomy places the organism in Eukaryota, Metazoa, Arthropoda, Insecta, Diptera, Culicidae.